Mauremys mutica (yellowpond turtle) is the source of this 3886-nucleotide messenger RNA. Its product is annotated as zinc finger protein 574-like. The record is from RefSeq and is a predicted model, not a curated record. Gene Ontology annotation, cellular component: nucleus. Lineage: Eukaryota; Metazoa; Chordata; Testudines; Geoemydidae. Gene Ontology annotation, biological process: regulation of transcription by RNA polymerase II. The coding region runs from base 305 to 2863 and encodes 852 amino acids. The transcript is spliced from 2 exons. Gene Ontology annotation, molecular function: RNA polymerase II transcription regulatory region sequence-specific DNA binding; DNA-binding transcription factor activity, RNA polymerase II-specific.
CAAUCCCCCUCUGCCCGCUUCACAUUGGUUUGACCCAACGGGCUCUUUCUCUCUCUUGCCAACAUGGCGGAGCAGCCUCGCUUUGACUCGGGUCCAACGUCAUUGCGAAACCUCCCUAUGCGGGUCCCCGCGGGAGUGGGCGGUGCCUGCGGGCCGAGCGCGUUGAUUGGCUGGGCGCUAAGUAACGCGCCUCGCGAUUGGCCGGCAGCGCUGGGCCAAUGGACAGGCGGCUUGUUCCGGGGCUGACAGCGAGAGAGCGAGAGCGAGCGGGGCCUGCCAGGAGGUGAGGCCCCCCCGCCCCGGCAUGGCGGAGCCGGCGGAGGAGACGCUGCUGUACGUGGAGCAUCGCUACGUGUGCUCGGAGUGCAGCCAGCUCUACGGCUCCCUGGAGGAGGCGCUGCUGCACCAGCAGAGCCACCUGGGCCCGGAGCAGCACUACGAGGUGGUGGGGCUGGCGGGCGAGGCCGAGGCCGGGCUGUACCAGGCGCUGGCCGUGCAGGAGAGCAGCCAGUACCAGUGCCUGGAGUGCGGGCAGCUGCUGCUCUCCCCGGCCGAGCUGCUGGAGCACCAGGAGCUGCACCUCAAGCGCCUGAGCCAGGAGCCGGAGGCGCCCGCCAAGCUGCCGGCCUCCAGCCAGAUCCACUACGAGUGCGUGGAGUGCAAGGCCCUCUUCCUCAGCCAGGAGGUGUGGCUGGCUCACCGGCAGGCCCACCGCGCCCCCCCGGAGCCCCCCGGAGCCGAGGCAGGAGCCGCCGGCCAGAGCCAGGCGCUGGUGGACCUGGAGCACUCCUACCGCAAGCCGGAGGAGGCGGCGGCGGCGGCAGGGGGGGACGGCUGCGCGGUGCAGCUGCUGCUCUAUGAGUGCGGCGAGUGCUUGCAGCUCUUCCAGACGCCCAAGGACUUCCUGGAGCACCAGGCCACGCACCUGGGCGCUGCGCCCGCCGGGGAGCUGGCAGAGCCGCCCGCCUGCCCGGCGGAGCCCCCGCAAGCGGCGCCGGCGGGCGUGCUGAACGGAGCCGCGCCCGCCCCCUCGGAGCCCAGCAUCACCGCCAGCGACCACAGCUACGAGCUGAAGAAUGGGCCUGAGGAGGCGGCGGCGGCCGCGCCGCGCCGGCCCAAGCGGGGCGGCCAGGAGCCCUGGUGCGCCGAGUGCCAGCAGCCCUUCCCCUCGGCACACCAGCUCCAGCUGCACCUGCAGUGCCACCGGCAGGGCGCCUUCCAGUGCCCGCUCUGCAGCAAGGUGCUGCCCACUCCGCUGGCCCUGCGGCAGCACCGGAGCGAGCACAGCGGCGAGUCGCGCUACCUGUGCUUGGACUGCGGCCUGGCCUUCGACACCGAGGCCGUGCUGCUGGCCCACCGGCGCGGCCACUCCCCCAACCCCCUGCACCGCUGCGCCUGCGGCAAGGCCUUCCUCAACAUGACCAAGUUCCUCUACCACCGCCGCUCCCACGGCCCCCUGCCGCCGCCCCCGCCGGAGCCGCCCCUGCCCGCCCCGCCGGAGCCCCCGCCCGCCCCGCCGGCGCCCAAGAAGCCAGACGACGUUGUGCCGCUGGCCAUCAUCUACUCGGUGGAGAACGCGGAGGCCAACGGGCCCAGCUUCCGCUGCCUGAUGUGCAGCAAGGUCUUCUCCAAGCACCUGCAGCUGGUGCGGCACCAGCGCUUCGUGCACAAGCUGGAGCGGCGCCACAAGUGCCAGACCUGCGGCAAAAUGUUCAAGAAGAAGUCGCACGUCCGCAACCACCUGCUGACCCACACGGGCGAGCGCCCCUUCCACUGCAAGGAGUGCGGCAAGAGCUUCAACUCCCAGGCCAACCUGCUGCGCCACCGGCUGACCCACACGGGCGAGCGCCCCUACCGCUGCGAGAUCUGCCAGAAGGCCUUCACCCAGUCCUCCACCCUGCAGCAGCACCUCUUCGUGCACAGCCGCCACUACCCCUACAAGUGCCAGGAGUGCGGCAUCAACUUCCACCGGCCCUACCGCCUGCUCAUGCACCGCUACCACCACACGGGCGAGUACCCCUACAAGUGCCAGGAGUGCGGGCGCUCCUUCCUGCUCCGGCGCCUGCUGGACGUGCACCAGCUGAGCCACGCCGGGCGGGAGCCCCAGGUCUGCGCCGGCUGCGGCGCUGCCUUCGUCACGGCCCUGCAGCUCCGCGAGCACAAGUGCGGCAAGGUGAGCCGGCGCUUCGAGUGCCCCACCUGCGGGAAGAAGGUCAGCUCGGCCGCCCGGCUCCGCGCCCACGAGCUGCUCCACGACGGGGGGGCCGCGGCCUCCCCGGAGGAGGAGGUCCCCGCCCCGCCGCCGCCGCCCCCCCCGCCCCGCCGCCCCGCCUGCCCCAAGAGCUUCGAAUGCGCCGACUGCAAGAAGCUGUUCAGCACUGAGACCUCGCUGCAGGUUCACCGGCGCAUCCACACCGGGGAGCGGCCCUACCCCUGCCCGGACUGCGGCAAGGCCUUCCGCCAGUCCACCCACCUCAAGGACCACCGGCGGCUGCACACCGGCGAGAAGCCCUUCAAAUGCGAGGAGUGCGGCAAGGCCUUCACCAUCGCCGUGCGGCUGGCCGAGCACCGGCGCAUCCACACGGGCGAGCGCCCCUACCACUGCGCCGACUGCGGCAAGGCCUAUCGCUCCUUCUCCAACCUGUGGAAACACCGCAAGCUGCACCAGCAGCAGCGCCUGCAGAACGAGCAGGAGGCCCUGGCCGAAGCCGCCGCCGCGGCCGCCAUGGCAGCCGCCGCUGCCCCGGACUACGGCAACACCCUGACCAUCAUGGAGACGAUCGAGAUCUACCCCGCUGUGGCCACCGAGCCCGAGGGCGCCCCGGGCGGUCGCCUGGAGAACGUUCAGCUGGGAGGGGUCUGAGCCGGGAGAAGGGGCCACGGCGUGGACAGAGCCUCCCCCCCACACACAGCUCGUGCCGGAGCUCUUGGCUGGUGGCCACACAGCUUCUGUUCUAGCCGUGGCUGGGUCACACAUGGCAACAGCUGCUUCUCCAGCUCCCCCUGGUGGCCACGUCCCUGUGCCCGGGGCCACAUGGUUCCUCCUGGCCACGGCGCUGCCCCCCUCUGGCUCCUCCUGGUGGCCACGUCCCUGUGCCCGGGGCCACGCGGCUCCUCCUGGCCACGGCGCUCCCCCCCCGGCUCCCCCUGGUGGCCACGUCCCUGUGCCCGGGGCCACGCGGCUCCUUCUGGCCACGGCGCUGCCCCCCCCAGCUCCCCCUGGUGGCCACGGCCUGGGGCCACGCGGCUCCUUCUGGCCACGGCGCUGCCCCCUCUGGCUCCCCCUCGUGGCCACGUCCCUGUGCCCGGGGCCACGCGGCUCCUCCUGGCCACGGCGGUGCGCCCCCCCCUGCUCCCCCUGGUGGCCACCUCCCUGUGCCCGGGGCCACGCGGCUCCUCCUGGCCACGGCGCUGCCCCCCCGGCUCCCCCUGGUGGCCACGGCCUGGGGCCACGCGGCUCCUUCUGGCCACGGCGCUGCCCCCUCUGGCUCCCCCUCGUGGCCACGGCCUGGGGCCACGCGGCUCCUGGCCACGGCGCUCCCCCCCCCAGUUCCUCCUCGUGGCCACUCGUCACCAGGGCAAUUCCAUUUGCUUCUCUGGCUGCCGCUGGGGGCCGCAUCCCCGCUGCCACGUGGCUGCCGCUCCAGGAACCCCCCCCCCUGAACCCGGCCCCAUCCCCCCUGCCCCCGAGUAGCUCACUUUUCUAUUGACCCCCCAGCCAGCCACCCCCCCCACGUAAAUAACAGCCCCCCCGACUUUUGCUAACUGGACCCCUCCCUGGGGGGGCGUUUUGGUAUCCGUGUUACAAUUAAACAUGAGUGAACAAUCAGCCUGGAGUGACUGGUCCUGGGGCAGGAUGGGCUAGAAAACACUCCACGGUGCUGAG